Ylistrum balloti is the source of this 2680-nucleotide messenger RNA. Its product is annotated as cholecystokinin receptor type A-like. The transcript has a single exon. Lineage: Eukaryota; Metazoa; Mollusca; Bivalvia; Pectinida; Pectinidae. Bases 1024 to 2181 code for a protein of 385 amino acids. Gene Ontology annotation, biological process: neuropeptide signaling pathway. Gene Ontology annotation, cellular component: membrane. The record is from RefSeq and is a predicted model, not a curated record. Gene Ontology annotation, molecular function: G protein-coupled peptide receptor activity.
AUUUACGAAGGAAGGGAAAAGCCUAUCGGCGAAUUUUGUGAGCAAAAUCCGACCUCUUAAUUAUUUGUGUAUAGGUAUAACGCAGGAGAUGUGUAUGACUAAUAGCCUGGGGCAUAACGACGUGUACAAACCACCAAAUAGACAGUUAAGUCAGUGUGUAUAGGAUUAGUGAUAGUAUGUGCCAUGUUAAGUGUAACACCAUGGUUUGAUCAGUGACAACACCAGCCAAAAGUUGUGUUGCAGAAGGCGUUCCCUUCUCUAUGUGACUUCUAAUUGGAGAUAUGUUAGUGUAGCAAAGUAGAUCAGUGGUGAAAUUUCAGACUACUUUUUGAUAUUGUUGAAGUUGGAGAUCUUUGACUGUGAUAAGAUUUGAAGUUACUUACCAUGGAAUGAUUUAUCUGUAACAAUGUCAAUCUAAGUAUUAAUGUUUCACAGCAACCAAGCUUAAGAUUUAAAAGUAUAAAAACACAACUCUCUAUAGUGAUGUUUAUCACAGGACAGCAACCCCUGUUGUGGUAUAUUUGGAUGUAACACCGAUACAGUUCAAACUAGAUAAACAUUUGAAUGUUACAUUUUGAUGUGACUAGAAUCACAGAUUUUUUUUUAUUAUUUUCUAUUAUCCAGCUGAGAUGAAGAUUGCUUAAAACGAGGUUGAGACAACUUUCACGUGUCUACAAGCAUUCGGACUUUUUAGCGACAACAUUUUGUUCAAUUGACAAGUCAAAAAGUUACAGGAUUCGUGUGACAAAACCUCAAAGUGGCAGUUUUUUAUGUGUCAGAACCUAAAAGUAGCAGUUUUCUUUUAUUGAGACAAAAAAUCAUAAAGUGGCACUUUUCGUGCGACAAAAACUCGUAAAGUUGCAGUUUUCUUGUGACAAAAUUUCUAAGAGGCAGUGUAUGUGUGACAAAGAUUCAUAAAGUGGCACUUUUCGUGUGACCAGUUGUAAAGUGGCAGUUUUUGUGUGAUGAUCGGGAUCAACAGUGACAAGUCAAUUUGUUAAUUGCGUGGUGAUUUUUUUCACGAUGGAUGCUAACACCACAAUGGACGUUCCAACCUUAUCUAUGAUCGAAUUUCAAGAUUACAUUGAGAAUGACAUCCCCGUGUCUAUCUAUCUCACCAUCCUCAGCGUUAUUGGCACUGUCGGUAAUGUGCAUGCUGUAUUUGUUUAUUUUCUUCGUUACAAACCAUCAAAUCACAGGACUUUUGUGGUUUGGUUAGCGGCUAUUGAUUUCAUCGCAUGUUUGUUCAGUAUACCCUUUGAACUCUUUGACAUUCGGUUCAGUUGCACGUUCACUAUAGACGGCCUAUGCCGCUUCUUCCGGUAUCUCGGCCAUUUUGUCAGCAUGAGCAGCGGUUCACUUCUUGGGGUGAUAGCGGUAGAGAGAUUCCGAAAGGCAUGCCGACCAUUCGAUAGACAAUUAGAAGGAAGAGGUGCAAUGAUCGCUUGUAUUGUCACUGUUGUAAUAUCUGCUGUGAUAUCGAUACCUGCUCUGGUGAUGUAUGGAUCCCAGGUCGAAAUAGUCGAUAACUAUGAUAUAAACGGAACGGACUGUAAAGUUCUAGACAAAUUCAAGGACAGUUUAGUGUUCAAAGGGUUCAACUUGUUGCUGUUGUUUAUAAGUACCGCUGUGUUCAUAGCGUGUGUCGUUAUCUAUAUAUUCAUUGGACGUGUAUUAUACCAACAGUACAAGUUUAGAAGUUCGCUCCAGGUGAAAAAAUCUGUUUCUACAGUAAUGGACAAGUCUGUAUCCUCGGACACCCUCCACACCAUGCAGGAGGAGGAAUCAAGCAUGGCAAAUCCCGUAAUGUCAAGGACGAAAAUAUUUGGACAGAACGGAGAUAAACCGAUGAAAAUUAAACCAAAGAAUCCCAAACGAUUCGAUAGGAGCAAACAAAUCACUUUAAUGUUUCUUGUAGCUACUGGUGUGUCGUAUUUGGGUUAUCUCCCCUCCUUGAUUCUCACGCUCAUCAAAGCAGCUUCGAAGAAUUCAAAUAAUGUUAUCGACAGUCUUCUAGGUCCAGUCGGUGGUAUUUUCCUGAGAGGUUACUUUAUAAGUAAUGUUACAAAUCCACUUGUCUACUGUUUCCUCGACGACAAAUUCCGUGAGGAAUGCAAAGCAAUGUAUAAAAUACUAGGGAUGCGAAUUAGUAAGUGUUUCCAUCGUCCAUCAUCCAGGUGAUAACUUCCGGUUUAAAUAUAAUGAUCUAGGAGAUACCAGAUUUUAUUCUCAUCAGUCAACACAUAUGAAAUAAUUUGUGUUUGUGUUCAUGUCCAGUUAAGGUAUUAUUCAAUAAGCUAAUGUAACUAGCAGUCUGAAGGUAAUACUGAGCGGACAGCGCUCUGAUGUUCUUCCUUAUAAAUAAACGUACAUAGAAUCCAUACGAAAACAUUAUUACACAUCUUGGAGUUAAUGGAAAGACGAACCGCAUACCAUUAUCUAAUUUUUCUUCUUAUCUACACACAAUUACGUAUGUAGUGUCAACACUCCUUUUUUUACCUUGGGCUGAGACGAGCUGCAAAACCGGAAGUAGAAAUAAGUAAUUAAAUGGAGUAUGAUGAUUAGAUGUUGUUAACUCUUCGUGUGUCUAUUCUAUUGUUUAUUUAUAUUUUAAGUGUAGUGAAACGAAUGAAUUAAAUAUGACAGGAAACAAAAAUGCUGUUUUUUUUAAAGUGAAAUA